AUGGCGACCAACACUCUAAGGGCGGUACGUGUUGCCGGUGCCACACCCGCAAUUGCCUUGCCCCCUCAGAAUACCCCAUUCUCGUACGCAGCUGGAGGUGACCCAUGUCGGCUCUCUGUGUACUGUCCCCAGAUGACAAACCUGGUGUACUCGUCGGAGAGUUCUGCUCAGCACCACCCGUUGAGUGGCAAUGAUUGCAUUGCUGUCCAGACGACUGAACAAUUUGGAACGAGGAUUGGACACGAAACCAAAUGCUUUCCUGAAUCUUACUUCGCCAUUUUCGGUCAGGAAUAUGUAUGGCUCAACGGAGCAGCAGACGGUGUAACGGUAACCAACGAAGGUGCGGAUUCCACGCUAGCAUAUCCGGGCAAUGCUUGCCUAUCUGGGUACACGACGGCCUGUACAACUACUCUCUUUCACCAAGGCUCUCUGUUUUCCCAAGCAUGGUGUUGCCCGAGUGGCUCCACUGGCUCCUGGACAUGUGCAACAGCGACGGCGGAUUACGACGAAGCUGCUCCGCAACGAUUAUGCAAGAGCUUGAUGACAGAAUCUACCCAGGUCUGGAUGUCGUGGGACCCGCCUUAUACGUGGGCACAUUCGAAGGACCUCUACACCUGGUACGUCGACAUUACCAGCGAGUCGCCUCAAUAUGCUGCUAGUGUCUAUCACAAAGUUUUCCCACUCCAAUUGAUGAGCACUGAGACUGAAGCACCGGCCACUACUGCCCUACACACCACCCUUUAUAUUCCCAGUCCUGGAUCCAGCUCUAAUAAAGGUGCUGAGGAGACAAGUCCUAGCUCCCCAGCAGACGCGAGACCAGAUGGAGGACUCUCUAGUGGCAAAAUCGUGAGAAUAUCAGUAAGCCUCGGGGUUUUUUUCGUCGUCCUGAUCAUCACGAUCGUCUAUCUCUAUCUGCGGCGAAAGCGAAUUGAGAGAGAGCCAGAGGGAUCACCAGCAGCGCAAGAGCAAGAGACCAUCAAUGGAAAGCCUGAACUUGAAGGCUCGGGACCAACUUACACACCCAAGGCAGAGUUAGACGCAACGGUAGAGCGAAGACAGCCACCAAUUGAACCGGUCAGCCCUCCAGGGCCAACGUUAUCAAGCGGUGCUAUCAGUCCUCAUAUCACAGUCAGUCCCACAACGCCGGAGGUGAGAUAUCCGUCAGUAGAGACGGUAAAUAAGGAGGCGCAUGAGUUGGCGGCGUAA
Messenger RNA from Pseudomassariella vexata, 1206 nucleotides. RefSeq lists its product as uncharacterized. NCBI's taxonomy places the organism in Eukaryota, Fungi, Ascomycota, Sordariomycetes, Amphisphaeriales, Pseudomassariaceae. Bases 1 to 1206 code for a protein of 401 amino acids. The transcript has a single exon. The record is from RefSeq and is a predicted model, not a curated record.